AUGUUCAUGUCGUGGGCUUCUUGGCUUCUUGCAGCCCUGACUUUCGUUUCUGUCGUUACUUGCACACCCGCAACGCCCAACUCGAAGAGACAGUCCGGCAGUGGAAUUGUCACAGGAAUCGAAUCCAGAGAUCUGAAUGGCAAUCCCUUCCUUCGUCUGGAAGUGCGCGAUAUGCGAGCCAACUACCCAGAUCAAUGGAACCUGUACCUCUUAGGUCUUGACCAACUACAUACCACGAGUCAGAAGGAGCCUAACUCAUACUACGGCCUUGCUGGAAUCCAUGGGAAACCGUAUCAGACAUGGCUCAAUGCACCAGGCAUCAGUUACAAGAUUGGCAGCUCCGGUUAUUGUCCCCAUAGUAUGGCACUAUUUCUGGGGUGGCAUCGUCCAUAUCUAGCUCUUUUCGAGCAAGAGCUAUACGCCCGCAUUCAGAGAAUUGCCGAGUACGCAUCUGCUGAUCAGAUCGAACGUUACCGAUGGGCAGCAUAUUCGUUCCGAAUACCUUACUGGGACUGGUCUCAAGGCGAGCAGAGCGGCAACGUACCUGAUUUCUUCAUGACCGAAACGACCGUAGUCACUACCCCCGAAGGCCGCAAUAUCGAGAUCUGGAACCCACUCUACAAGUACGAGUUCAAGCCGGUACCGUCCGCAGGUGCUUUCGAUGGCAAGUGGUCACAGAUCAAUACCACGAUCCGAUGGCCAGCGUCAAACAGUCCUUGGGAGGAGUCGCGCCAAUCCGAGUUUGCAGCAAGCUUUGUCAACUUACGACGACAGAUCCAAGACCAAACCGCGCUCGCAUUCCGACAAGGCACCCUCAACGGGUUCUGGGAAGCCAUUGAGAUGGUGCAUGGCUGGGUACACGGAGCAAUUGGAGGAGGGUAUUCCACUGGCUUUGGCGGCACAGGUCAUAUGUGGCCUCUCGAGUACUCGUCCUAUGAACCACUGUUCUGGCUCCACCACACUAAUGUCGACCGCCUCUUCGCACUGUACCAGGCGCAGAAUCCUGGUGCCUACCUCCAGCCUUCCAACGUCGGCAGCGCCGGCAACGUAUUCGUGGAAGACAACACCGUGGUCGAUGGAGACACGCCACUCCUUCCUUUCCGACACAACCCAGGCAGCUUCUGGACAACAAAUGAGGCUAUGGAUUGGAGACUUUUCGGUUACGACUAUCCUGAGACUCAAUCAGCCAACACUGCAUCUGCACAAGCGACAGUUGCGCAGCUGUACAGUGGCAGUGUUCGAGGAAGAGUUGCGGCUGGACAGACCGGGGGCGUUGGACACCACUUCAUGCCCGGUAUGGAGGAGUCAAGCUACACGGACUGGGUCAUCAACACGGCAGCAGCGCCACUCGACUUGCCUCCCACCUUCGUCGUGCAGUUUUCGCUCGUAGGUGACUUCUCAUCAGAUGCAUCCACCGACGUAGGCAUGUGGUCUGUCCUAAUGCCUAUGGAUCACAACAAGGCCAAGCGCUCGCUCCGUGAGGCUGAGAAGCUGACGAAACGUGCAACUGCGGCCGACAUGACAUUGCACGGUACGGUCAGUUUGACAUCUAGCCUACUAGAUCAGAUCGAUGCUGGCAAGCUCCAGAGUCUUGAUGAACAGGACGUGGUACCGUUCCUGAGAGAGAAGUUGACCUGGAAGGUCUACUCGGGUGAUGGCACUCAGCUUUCUGACUCGAGUCUAGAUGCCAUUAGGAUCGAUAUCGCGAGCGAGAUUGCACGCAUCCCGAGUGACCCCAGUGCGCCGAUUGAGUACAGCAACGACGCUAUUGCGCACUCUGAGGUAACAGCGGGCAAGAUGGGUGGUGCUAGCUGAUCAGUUUUCUUUCGACAUGCACAUUCUUUUCCGCUCUGCACGUCCUAGGACCUACCUUCUCUUUGCACGAGCGAUAGUCUGUAAUAAUGUAAUAUUCCUC
This is a messenger RNA of Macroventuria anomochaeta, 1915 nucleotides long. RefSeq names its product tyrosinase. The record is from RefSeq and is a predicted model, not a curated record. Gene Ontology annotation, molecular function: oxidoreductase activity. The transcript has 7 exons. Bases 1 to 1815 code for a protein of 604 amino acids. NCBI's taxonomy places the organism in Eukaryota, Fungi, Ascomycota, Dothideomycetes, Pleosporales, Didymellaceae.